UAUAGACUGCUCGUGAGUGGACAUUGUAGGGGUGGGAGAGUGGUUAUUACUUUUACUGGUUAAAAUCCUUCGUGUACUGCUUCUGUGAGUGCAGCAAUUUCGGCAGUGCUAGUUACAACGAGUUUUUACUAGAACACUAAAGGAUGAAACGUGUGGAAGAAAGACUAGCUGAAUACCGAAAGAAAGAAAGUGCUCUGGUAACAGUAAGAUUCCAAAUCGUGGCACGAUUUAUGAAAGGCAGAUCAGGAGUAGUGGGAACGUAGCCAUGCAGUCCAUUACCAGCAACAAAUUUAUAAAAAUUCUCCUAAAACCGAUCCAGCUGUGGUCAUACUUCUACUAUCAAUGGCCACGUUUAUGCAUAGUUGUUGCAACAUUGUCAUGGCUUAUAGCUCAGUGGUAUUUCACUUACAUUGAAUUUGGUCUUGUAUUUUUUGUUUCUUCAUUGUUUGUCUUUUUGUUUAUCAACUUAGGAAAACGAAAGUCAAAUGAGUUGAGCGCUUAUUCUGUAUUUAAUCCUCAGUGCGAACGAUUGCCUGGCACAUUGACAGCUGCACAUUUUGAAACAGAUUUAUUGAAGAGAAAAGUGUUGCAUUAAUAGAUUCUCUUAGAAGAAGAAGUAUUCCUGAAACCUUAGAUUUUGGACCAUGGAGAUGUUUAAGAGUGUAAGCGGUACUGACUGGAAUGCGCAUCCACAAUAAAUUUUUUUUAGUACACCAACCUAUAAUUUUCUUUUAUCAUUUUCAUUUUUUCCGAUACUUAACGAAGUUGUACAGA
Loa loa (African eye worm) is the source of this 774-nucleotide messenger RNA. RefSeq lists its product as hypothetical. NCBI's taxonomy places the organism in Eukaryota, Metazoa, Nematoda, Chromadorea, Rhabditida, Onchocercidae. Bases 266 to 595 code for a protein of 109 amino acids. The transcript is spliced from 2 exons. The record is from RefSeq and is a predicted model, not a curated record.